Molecule: messenger RNA, 5091 nt
Organism: Cygnus atratus (black swan)
Lineage: Eukaryota; Metazoa; Chordata; Aves; Anseriformes; Anatidae
Gene: IFNGR1
Product: interferon gamma receptor 1
Exons: 7
Coding region: 79-1404 (441 amino acids)
Cellular component (GO): membrane
Molecular function (GO): cytokine binding; cytokine receptor activity
Source: RefSeq, a predicted model, not a curated record
GCCCGCCCGCCCGCCGCAGCCAGGGCGCAGGCGCCGCGCUCAGCGGGAGGGGAACGGAGCGGAGCGGCCCCGAGAGCCAUGCCCGGCGCCAUGCGGCUGCUGCUGGCGCUGCUGGCGCUGCUGGCGCCCGGCCGGAGCGCGGCGGACAGCGGGGAGCAGCCGCCCGCAGUGCCUUCACCAACAAACCUUGUAGUAACAUCCCAAAAUUUCAAAACCGUCUUGAGUUGGCAGUACCAGCCUACGUCUGAAACUCCUUAUUUUGUUGUGGAAAUGAAACCUUACAGCCCAGGUACCUAUAUGACUGUUUCAACUUGUGUGAACAUCUCAACUAAUUCUUGUGAUCUCUCACGGGAAGUAAAGGAAACUUUUUCUCCUUACUGGUUUCGAGUUAAAGCUGUUGUUGGAUCAGAACAGUCUGAGUAUGUUGAAACAAAUGAGUUUAUUUUGCAAAAGCAUGGAAAAAUAGGACCUCCAAAACUGGAUCUCUCAAGGCAUGCUGAUAAAAUCAUAGUUGAUAUUUACCAUCCUGUAUUUCCAUCUAUGGAGUUUCAGUCUUGGAUCACAGACAACUUAGAUUUCAUGUACAAGGUGACUUGUUGGGAUAAUGCAACUCAGGUUAAAGAAGAGUAUUUUAUAUAUGACUGUCAGACGGAUAAAUGUAGCCUAGACAUCGCAGUUACUCCUAAUGGUUCUACUUACUGUGUUUCGGCAAAGGGAAGUUUGUUUGAAAAUCUGAUAGUUGGUGCCCCAUCCAAAGAAAGCUGCAUUCAGGUUCCUCUUGAGCAAACUACGAGUACACAAAACAUUGUCAUUGUGUGUGUGGCUGUGGUGAUCAUGGGCAUCAUUUUGACAUUAUGUUGUGGCUUCAAGAAGCUAAGGGAGAGGAACAUAAAACUGCCAAAAUCCUUGGUCACUGUGAUAAGAAACCUGAACAUGGAUAACGCUUUAGAAUCAAAAUCAGAGGGAAAAUACAUCUCUAUAGUAAGCGUCAUGCCAGUCCAGUCAACAUUGCCUUUGAGUAGCAAAGAAGCCUUGCUGAAUAUAGAGCCAGAAGAAGAAGCUGUCAGUCCUGAGAAUUUCAGUGAAGGAGCAUCUUCUUGUCCUCCGCCAGAGGCACCAGACAAAGCGGAAGAGUCCUCCGUGCAGAAGAUUACAGAGGAGGUCCCUUCUGAUGAUGAACAGAAUUGUAAAGUAAAAGAGAGUUACUUUAUUUCUGACAGUAACCAAACAGAUGUAAGUAGUAACUCUUCAGGUCCAGAGGUUUCUGCCACAGAAAUACAACAAACAGUCAUUCCAAGAAGCUGUCCCAAAUUUUCGGGCUAUGACAAGCCCCACGUGCCAUUAGAUAUGUUGAUAGAUGUUGGUGAAGAACAACCUGUGAUUGCUUACAGGCCUACUGACUAACCAGGAUAGAUGAAAUGUUUAAUAAAAGCUCAUGAAGAACAGCAUUACUGAAGAUUAUGGAGAGCCAGGCUUAUAUCAUGAAUAUCUACAGGUUGUACAUACGCUGACAGAAACAGAAUAACAAGUAUACAGCUUAGUACAGUGGGAUCCUAAGUGGGACUGAGUGUAGCGCCUGAGAACAGUAUGAAAACUGGGGGGGGGCUUCAUAAUAACCUGUCACUUUCAGAAAUACCUGUGUAUAGGACAUAACUUACUGUUUCCUGUUUGAACAAAAUAGUUCUCUGUUAUUUGAACAGUACUCUGUGAAGAGCAGAGAUGUUACGAAGGAGCGUAAAACAGCUGCUGUAUCACGUACGGGAGGUAUUGGAGGUAUUCUUUUCCUUGUCAUUGUUUUCUCUGAAAAUUUUUGAAGAAUGUUUUGUAUUCAAGGAAAUCCUACUGUUUAAGUAAGAAUAUACCUGUAACUUUUUCUUGUGUCACUUAAGAAUUUGAUUCCUUCGCCAAGAACCAGUUAUUUAUGUUCUUUUCUGCAACUAGAGGUCUGUACUUCCAGGGCCAUUACUUUGCACAUUUCAGUGAGUACGUUAAACUUUUUUUUUUAAACUUCAAAGCAGAAGUCCUGUGAUGUAAACAGCUGUUCUUUAAAACGCUGUUACUUCUGUACAGCUGCAUCCAGAUGGAUUGUCUAGAUAUACUGUGUAAUCUUGUCGCAUUUUGGGUAACACCUGUAUAAGUGUGCUGGCUGGUCCUCCGGAGGUGCAGGGGGAAGGUGUGUGUAAUCGGCAGUAGUUCCACAGACUCUUCAGGAAGUGUUAUUAAAAAUUAAUCAGCCUGCUUUCCUCCAGAGUAUUUCUGGUGCAAUUCUUAGAACAAUGUGAUGUUUUCUCAUAGAAACCAACAGGGCUUCUGCCAACCAGUCACAUUUUCUAGAUGGUUGAAAAUGACUGCCAUUUUUUGUUGUUAUGACCUAACUCAGAAACUGUACCAAAUUGUCUUCAGAUGUAUUUUAGAGGGAGGCAACAGAAAAGUAAUGUGAUAAUUUGAAGUUCCUAAAACACUGUCAUCUGAAAGUGCCCUGGAUAUUGUCAUGUAAGAUUAUAAUUUUGAAAAACGAAGGAUGAGAAUUUUAUAUUUAAAAAGCUUUGCAAGUCUAAUGCCUUCAAUCCAGGUACUUCGUCCUUAGUCCAGAUUUGGUGGUGUUUUUUUCUGUUUGUAGGAAACGUUUAUGCUAGUGCUUAGUUCAGGAAAAAGGGAUAUUUUUGCAGACACGAGGUAGGUAGUUUAUACAAAAUUGUCUUUGUUCUAAAAGAUAAUUUUUAUAUGCGUAUCAGAAAUGUUGCUUGUUACAGCAAGUGAUUUUAAAGGGAAACCAGUGUUGUGCUUUUGUCCUUAAAUUUCUCAGUGGCAUGAGUAUUCCUAAGAUAAAGUUUGUACAGCAACUACUGUACAAGUAGUACAACUACUGUAGUACUACAAGAAGGCUUUGGAAAUCAGAAUUAACUUGCAGUUAAAUCUUCAACAAAACUGACUUUUCAGUUAAUAAUAUGGUUCACCACUGAAAUGUGCUUCUUGCAGUCUGUUUUACCAAGGAGAUGAGCAGCUGUGUCUUGUGCAGAGCUUGAAAAUGGUGCCGUUUCUUUCAGGUUUUGUAGGCUGUUGAUAAAUAGGAGCUGCAUAGGGUGCUAGGGUGUAGUUAAGGAUAGGGAGGUUAAGGUCAGAAACAACACAAAUAUAUCAUGUGCAUAUGGGAAAAAUUUGGCAUGGUGGAUAGUUAUGUGUAAUGGAAAAGCACCGUUAUUUUCUAAGCUGAAAGUCAAGCACAGGAGUACGGGUAUUUUGUGCUACACAACAUACAUAUGUAUGCAACUGGCCUGUUCUUGUUACUAUCAUGAAGUUUAUUUAUUUUUUAUUUUUGAGAAGAUUUUGGAACUAUAGUUACAAAAGCCACUGAAUUAUCACCCUCCUGAAUUAUCCACCUCCCUUCUAUGUGCUGUGUGCUUAACACUCAAAGGAAUGGAAGCAGUUUCAACAUUUUAGUUGUUCGGGACACCUGGCAAGUUUUAUAACUGUGAAAUACAGGGUGCACAGAGCACCAGAUUUGUUUAUUUACUCUCUGUGACUGAAAACGUAAGGCCACAGUGAGACAAGAAUGUGUUCAUGGGUCAGUAAGCUCUGAGUCUUGUCUCCAGCUGUUGCUGGUGGCAGUAGUAGUAAGAGACAGCCUAAGAACAGGGGAAGUGUGUGACGAUAUUUCCACUAGGAGACAAUCUAGCUACCAGCAACCUGCAGUGUGGUGGCUUUUUGGAACAGGUAACACAGAAAUGCCUCACUGGCUACAGCAUUGCUUUCCCAGUUCUGUAGUACUGAGUAAUUGAGCCAUGUCUUUUUGAAGCUCUUGGGUGGUAUUUACCUAUGCAUUUUCACUUAACUAUGAACUGUGUUUAAAUUAAUAAGCUCAUAUUCUUGUGAUGGAAUAGUAGUUUGCUUAAGCUCCCGAGUAUUUGGGAAUAGCACCUUGGCACUGGGUGUCAAAAAGCCUAACGUUUGCAGGUUCAAAAUUGCUUAAUAUUCAUGCCUUUUACUGACAUAAAAUACCAGCUAUUCAGUAUGACACACAUAGAAGGUUUCAUCAGUUCAAGCUGCUUCAGGUGAUUUUUUACUCUUGUCACGGCUGUUCUUCUCAUCCUUUCUCCUAAAGGUGAUUUGGGAGGUUGUGGAAUAUGAGACAUCAGAAUAUUAUAUCCUUUGUAAAACAACCUGUAUCACAAACCCUUGGCCCAACAUUUCUAAGAACUUCUUUGGCUGUCCUUUUUGCACUGAUAUUGUAAGUUCUUAUUGUUAGCUCUACAAUUAACAAUGAAGUACUGUGGUAAUACUCUGUGCUGACACGGAGGCAUCAGAUGUUCUGUUUUUAUGAUUUUUCUAUGUAAAUAAAUAAUGUAGUUUUAAAUAGAAAUAAUCGUUCUUUUUAAAUCUACUGGCAUCUGUGAAAACAGGGUAUGUUAGUGUCCCAGUUGCUCAGAACAGACAUUCAAGUUUGUAUGUAGUCAGUUCUUCACUAGUGAAGAUUCCAGGAAACGAAAGUUGCAUGCAAAAGGCUGUUUUUCUCAACUAAGACUAGAAAUAAGUGGUUGCUCUGAAAUGUUAACAGUUCAGUAUUAGUAAGUAGAACUAUUGCACUUAAUUCAUCUUAAUAGUUUCAGCAUGUCUAAAAAAAAAAAAAAAGCACCUUUGAUCUUCCAAGUUACUGAAGCCAAAACACAGAUUUCCUAUCACGACCUGCAUAGGUUUCUUUAGCGUGAUUUUUGAGAGUUGUCCUUUAAAUAUGAAGUCCAUGUUUACUCAUAUGCUUUCCAUGUUUUCUAAAUGGAUGCAAUCGCUGGGUGAAGUGAGACCCCCAGAGGUCCACAGUUCAUUCUUCUCCCCAGGUCAGUAUCAUUCCUCUUCCGUGUUUGCCUAAAGACUCCAUGAGCCCAUCAGGCGAUCUACUGUAGCAGCUCAUCACUCUUAGGAAGUAUUUUCUAAUGUCUAACUCAAGUCUUCCCGUCUCCAGAAAAUUCAUUAUUCACUAUUGGCCCAUUUACCAUACUUCGGUUCUCUUUUCAAAUCUAUAACUAAAAUACUUGUAAAUACUGUAAAUUAAAUUUUUGUUUAUGUGAAAUUAAAAAAAAAAUCUCAAAAGGCAAA